AUGGAAUUGGGCAACACUGCUGGCAGGCAAAGCGGUCUCACUUCUGCCAACCACUCUGACCCUUACAACCACCGGCCCAGAGGCUCUUGGGAUAGACCAUUCAGGGAAGGUCCGGCUAUGGCGACCGCAACCUUGCUCAAUCCCGCACCUCACUACCAAACCCAACAACCCUCGUACCCAUCCAAUUAUCCUCGCUCGGCUGCUGGCUCAAACAUGCCUGGCAUCAUCUCCCCCGUGGAGCCCAGGAGGAGGCCAGAAGAGAGUGAGCCUCAACGGCAAUCGCUGCCAUCAAUAUCAGAGGUGAUAUCAGGCACGAAACCACAAACGUCUGCGUUUCCACCGUCGCUCUCGACAUCGGUCCAAGGCGCACCGAGUCUGCCGUCGCCCUUCACAUCCUCAUCCUCAUCUCGACCUUUCGCCGACCUGUCACCUCAGGAAAAACAUCCGUCACCGAGGUCGUUACACAAUCCGGCGUCUUUCCCCGCGAGGAGCGAACCGAUGGCCCCAUUUUCUGAUCCUUCUAGAGCUCCAUUAUCUAGCAGGCCACCGGCGCUCGCGCCCGUCAACACUUUCCAUUCAGGGGCACGACCCUCUCCGCCACCUUUGAAGACCGAGUCUCAUCCAGCCGAGAGGCAAGCAGAGGCUCACAGACUAAAUGGUUCUUACCCACCAUCAGCAGCGGAACAAUCAAAUCUCCCGUACCCACAACAGGGCCAGCUCCCUCCAGGGCAGUUGCCCCUUUCAGCACAUCCCAUGUCUCCCCGAUACCCCGGACACUCCCUCCCUUCGCCGUUUGAUGGUUCGCGGUCAUCGAUGCAUGAAGACUCAGAUUACCUGAGGAGGGAAAACAAGUACGAGCAGACGCUAAGCAGACACUUCGAGGCAUGGCAAUAUCAGGAGUCACUUGCCAAGAUUGCAUCUGGAUCACGGACCAUUUUCAACUUUGCAGAUGCCUACGGCCGGUGUGCUGCGGAAGAGCAAGGCCCUGGCUCCCAUCCCAUGCCAACGCGACUACCGUCAGAACGCGAGAUCGGAGACAUGUUGAACAUGGCAGAAUGGAUGCGCGGGAUGCUAGACAACCUGCGAACAAUGGUCCAGCAGAGUGUCGUGAUGAACGACCGAGCACGCGAGGCUAGCCGAGGCAAGGGUCCCUACGAGGACGAGGACAUGGCCAUGUAUGGCGACGGCAUGAAGUCGGCUUACGAGAUGGCCGGUGUCAAGAAGCGGAGAGGACGUGCCGCUCCUCCUGGCCGAUGUCACAGCUGCAACAGGAUCGACACACCUGAGUGGCGCCGUGGACCCGACGGCGCGCGAACGCUUUGCAACGCGUGCGGCCUGCACUACGCCAAACUGGAGAGAAAGAAACAAAUCGACGCCAAGAACAUCCGCCCUAGGCCGUCGGUUGAAAGAGGCUAG
Diaporthe amygdali is the source of this 1416-nucleotide messenger RNA. Its product is annotated as GATA zinc finger domain-containing protein 10. The record is from RefSeq and is a predicted model, not a curated record. Bases 1 to 1416 code for a protein of 471 amino acids. The transcript is spliced from 4 exons. NCBI's taxonomy places the organism in Eukaryota, Fungi, Ascomycota, Sordariomycetes, Diaporthales, Diaporthaceae. Gene Ontology annotation, molecular function: sequence-specific DNA binding; zinc ion binding. Gene Ontology annotation, biological process: regulation of DNA-templated transcription.